AUGGACUCGAUUAUCUCCUCAGCUCUUGAAGAAACUGCUUCCACGGCAAACAAAUGGGUGACACAAAGUCAACUUGCAAAGGAAUUUGGUAUUGAAGGGAAGAACUUCUUUUACAUAUUAAAGAACCUUGAAUGCAGAGUGAAGGGGAAUUCAAAGACAAUACGCAAAGCGUUGGGCUCUCAACAGAGGUUUGAGAUUAAUAAAGAAAAACAAACAGUUGAAAAUUUUGGGUAUGAUGAUGAAAAUGUUCCAGACGACGAUGGUUUUGCUUUAGAAAAUGCGAAAGAUAAUGUUCUUGUGAAUGAUUAUCUACCUGCAAUGAAAGCUGUUUGUGAUAAACUAGAAGCGCAAUGGAAAGGUCAAUUAUAUUCAGAAUGUUAUAUUAAACGAGACUUAGGUUAUACAAGAUCCUCUGGUCAUAAAGCCUGGAGAAAUAUCUACCGCAGGUUAAAAGAUGCUGGUCUUGUUGAAGAAUUGCAUGCUGUUGUGAAUGAAAAGGUGAUGUAA
Messenger RNA from Hibiscus syriacus, 507 nucleotides. RefSeq lists its product as uncharacterized. The record is from RefSeq and is a predicted model, not a curated record. Gene Ontology annotation, biological process: 5S class rRNA transcription by RNA polymerase III; transcription initiation at RNA polymerase III promoter. Lineage: Eukaryota; Viridiplantae; Streptophyta; Magnoliopsida; Malvales; Malvaceae. Gene Ontology annotation, molecular function: DNA binding. The coding region runs from base 1 to 507 and encodes 168 amino acids. Gene Ontology annotation, cellular component: transcription factor TFIIIC complex. The transcript is spliced from 6 exons.